GAGCAGUUCUGUCUGGCUCAGCAGUCGUACAUUUAAGAAUGUAUGUGACAUCUACGAGGAGUUCAAAUAACUUAAUGUUAUUUUCAAUCAACCUAGCCUUUGUACUGAAAAAUGGCAAGUUACAGAUGUUAUAGUAGAUCCGAGUCCUCUCUGGAACACAGGACGGGUUAAUCCUGUCGCUAUUGUUCGAAAACCUGCCCUUCCUAAUUCCACAGUCCUCCGGGAGCUCCUGUGUUGACAUACAUAGGCUUAAAGAACAUUUCUAGCAGGUCGCAGCAGAGUAAUGAGUGAAUGGCAUAAAGAGGCGUACUCAUUUUGCAUCAGGGCCUUGUCACAACCACGUUGAAACUGCUGCGCGUGCUGGCCUCGUUAACUGAGCUUGCUGGGCCACACCGCAUUUCCUGAACCGCAAACACCCGCCUCCUGCUGGAUGUGACGUAGAAAAAGAUGUACAUUCAUGUUCUUGAUUGGCUGUUGCACCCGUCCGUCAACUCUUAUUCCUGAUUCACUGAUUUGACGCUGACGGCAGUGGGCGGGCGCAAGUAAGAAAAUUAUAAGGUCAUUUGAAUUACGCCUGCUAGUGAGCUUAUCGGCUACAAUGAAGCCAGUGAUAAUAUUGAUGAUUAUGGCAAUGAACGGAUGAUGAUCGUGGGAUCAAAGUCGACGGAGACUGCCAGGCGAUUUCGAAGAAGGAGCAGCGGGUCGUUGUGAUAUUAACAAAGGGGGGGGGAUCCCAGUACUUGUGUCAGCCCGUGUGCGUUUCUCUGUCAAGCCGACCGAGCGGCGGUGAAGAGCGGAGGGAGGGAGAGAGUGGGGGGGGGCGACCAGGCUAGCCUGUAAGCCGAUCAAGGUGGAAUUGCACACAACGACUUUCACGUUUGGGAUUUCUGCGUACCUGCAUGCUGUGAAGGAGGUGCAAGGAUGAUGCGUCUAGCAUGCUGCACUGCCCUGCUUUUUGUGUUGAGGCUGCUGGUGGGCUUGCCCUGGUACCAGGUUCUUCCAGCCAUCCUGAUCUUCUAUCUGGGAAGUGGAGGAUGGAACUUCCUGGAUAUCUUUGCUAAAACAGUUGGCAGAGACUUACAUGCAGCCAGUGUUUUACUGCGGGUGAAACUGAACGUCAGGCGCCACCUCAGAGAGAAGAACACUAUUCCCAAGAUCUUUGCUGAAACGGUGCACCGUCAUGGGGACAAAACAGCGCUCAUCUUCGAGGGCACUGGGGAGAGAUGGACUUUCCGACAGUUGGAUGAAUACUCCAACAGAGUGGCUAACCUGCUAUUGGAAAGAGGCUUUAAGGAAGGUGAUGUGGUGGCCCUUUUCAUGGAGAACAGAUCGCAGUACGUGGGCAUAUGGUUGGGCAUGGCUAAAAUUGGAGUAGAAGCGGCUCUCAUCAACUUCAAUUUAAGACUAGAUGCUUUGGUCCACUGUGUCACCAUCUCCAAUGCCAAGGCUGUGAUCUUUGGUUCAGAGCUAACUGAUGCUGUGUCUGAAGUCCAUAGUUCAAUGGGGAAGGCAGUGCAGAUGUUUUGCUCUGGAGACUGGGAUCCCAAACGAGUCCCACAGGGAACAGAGUGCCUCGAGCCCCUGGUGGCUGGUGCCCCUUCUCAUCUACCCCCUCGGCCAGAUCGCAGCUUCGUAGAUCGCCUGUUCUACAUCUACACAUCAGGAACCACUGGGAUGCCUAAAGCAGCUAUUGUUGUGCACAGCAGGUACUAUCGCAUGGCAGCUUUGGUGUAUUAUGGCUUUAGGAUGACAUCAGACGAUGUAUUGUAUGAUUGCCUUCCACUUUACCACUCUGCAGGAAACAUUGUGGGAGUUGGCCAGUGCCUAAUACAUGGCAUGACUGUAGUCAUCAGAAAGAAGUUCUCUGCCUCACGGUUCUGGGAUGACUGUGUCAAAUAUAACUGCACGAUUGUGCAGUACAUUGGAGAAAUCUGCCGGUAUCUAUUGAACCAGCCAGUUCGUGACACAGAGCGACAGCACCGUGUGCGCAUGGCACUGGGCAACGGCCUGCGUCAGUCCAUAUGGGAGGAAUUCAUGAACCGCUUCAACAUUUCACAGAUUGCAGAGUUUUAUGGAGCCACAGAGUGCAAUUGCAGUCUGGGCAACUUUGAUAACAAGAUGGGAGCGUGCGGCUUCAACAGUCAGAUUCUACCCUUCAUCUACCCCAUCAGACUGGUGAGGGUUGAUGAAGAGACCAUGGAGCUAAUUAGGGGACCUGAUGGUGUCUGUAUUCCUUGUAAACCUGGUGAGCCUGGACAGCUUGUUGGCAGAAUCAUUCAGAAUGACCCUCUACGUAGGUUUGACGGCUACGUCAGCCAAACAGCAACUGACAAGAAGAUUGCUCAUAGUGUGUUUAAGAAGGGAGAUAGUGCCUAUCUGUCAGGUGAUGUGCUGAUCAUGGAUAAGUAUGGCCACAUGUACUUCAAAGACCGAACAGGAGACACUUUCCGCUGGAAAGGAGAGAAUGUCUCAACAACCGAGGUGGAAGGAACUCUAAGCAGACUCCUAGAUAUGAAGGAUGUCGUUGUGUAUGGAGUGGAAGUACCAGGAGCAGAGGGAAAGGCUGGAAUGGCAGCCAUUGCCGAUCCAUCUCACUCCACUAACCUGGAGAAGUUUGUGAAAGACAUGGAGAAGGCUCUCCCUCCAUAUGCCAGACCUGUCUUCCUCCGCUUCCUCCCAGAGGUCAACAAGACAGGUACUUUUAAGUUUCAGAAGACAGAGUUGCGUCGGGACAGCUUUGAUCCCAGCGCAGUGUCAGGCAGACUGUACUUCCUGGAUUCCAGCAAAGGGCGCUACGUGCAGCUGGACGAGGAGCUGUACCGCUCCAUUCUGUCAGGGAAAUGCAAAUUGUGAUGACCAGGCUGACCACUACAUCAACACACACACACAUACUUGCACACACACACACACUUUCACACACAAAUACAGAAGACAAUAUGUGUGACCAAAUUAGAAGAUUUUGUCCCCUUAGUCACAAAAAUAAUACAUUACAAUAAAGAAGAGAAUAGCCAUAUACAGGCCAACACACACACACGUAUUCCCAAAACCACUUUGCUCUUUAACAUCCUUAAUAACAGAUUGAUGCACGUCACGCUCAAAAACACACACUCCACUCUGCCCGUCGCUCCUGAAUACUCCUCAACAACUUCUCUCGCUACCUCAGCAAACAAAGAGAGAGGCACAAACCUAGAAAGCAGGUCUGCUUGGUGACUUGAAGCCACCCUUCAUAACCACGCACUCCCUCGCCCACCAACAGAUCUCAUACACUCCCACCUGUAAACGCUGGUCCAUUAAACCACAGGUUAUUGUUGGCAUGAAGGAGGAACAAGAGGAGAGGAAUAGGCUGCCUAGCAUCCAGGAUGCAAAAACUUGACACUCCAGAUAAACACAGACUUAAAGGAUGCUGAUGAAGAACAUGGAUUAAGUACAUUAAAUAUGUGAGAUAACAGAGGGACCUACUUGGACCUAAACUAUCUCUCUGUUCAUUGUUCUGUUAGUGAGAUUGUUUUGUGACAGACUGAAGCUACUGCUGUCGACUUAACCUGCACAAUUAGCCAUAAGUGACAAACAUGUGGAAUAGCUACAUACGUCCUGUUUUAGGUCAAAUGUAUCAAAGCAUUUCCUUUAACUCUCAGCUCUUUGUCUUUUCUUUUCCAUUCCUGUUGUAUUACAGCAAAUCCAAAGGCUUUCUUUCUUUCUUUGCUUUUUAAAGACCAACAUAUUUGACCUCUAACAGAAGUAAAAACAAAGUCCAGUGGUUGAAGGUGUAAAUAGGGCUCUAGCAAUUGCAGUGCAAUAAUUAUCCACAUCGGAAAUGAAGAAAAACAAAGCUUUGUAUUUAAAUGUCUGAGAUACACCAAAUAUAUUUAAGUUGUAGUUUCUACAUAUUUAAGAAAAUACAGACAUUAAUUUAUUUUGUUAGUCUUUCUGUUGUCUUUUUUCUGCUUUGUGUGUAUCCAAAUCUGUGCUUCAAUGGCUUGGGGAGUCCUCCUUAUAUCAGCUGUUAAAACACAAAGUCAUGUGAUCAGACUGAUUCAAUCCUGGACUAAAUACAUGGAGCUAUUUCCAUAAACAGGACUUGUUCACAUACUGAGCAUGAGUCCAGUAUUGCUGUGUGGCUGUUUUGUGCAGGUUUUGUCCUGAAAGGUAGACUUUGCCUAUAUUAGGGUGUGUAUAUUCUUUUAUAUUAUAUAAAUUUGAGUGAAGUGGCAAAAGCACCUGAUCAGUGAGGAGUUUAUCUGGUGCUAAAAGGGAUGUUCUACAAGUUGAGGGAAUGCUGAAUGAUCCAAAGAUUCAAAGGCGGGAGCAGGAACAUUUGAACUGGAAGGAGUGCAUCAACAUGGAGCAGUAGAAGAAGAGAAGACAACAUGCUUUGUCAUCAAUGUUAUUGUCUGUUGUUUGCAGUAGAUGUUCUCUGAGGUUGUAGCAGCAUGAAUGAGCAUCAUCAACCACAAGCAGAGCACUGUGCCUUACUGUGAGUUCACCUCCCAGGUUCACAGGCCCUGGCCCACACGCUUCCUUUUUGGACUUCAUCUUUCACUCUCUGUUGGUGUCCGUCUUCCAUGACCUAAUUUUGUCUGUCUCCGAAUUACCUGACAUACUAGUCAUGCAAAUCUGGCGCGGAUCACAGGAGCUCCAAAUAUUUUCCUGAAAAUUGUCUGAUAACUAUUCACGGCAGCCACUGGACUGGCAUCUUUAUCCUGCCAGGUGCAGGAAGGGUUUGUUUUUGUCAUUGGGCAGGGGUCCAAUUUCCCAAGGCUGCUGUGAUAGCAAUUCCAAUGACCAACCUAUACUUCUUGUUUUUAAACUCUUCUGUUCUUUUAGUCCUAAUUGUAACUUUAACAUGUCUGCUAACAGUUUUAUUUGCUUUGUAUUUCUUUCUUGGGUUGUCAUAUAGUAUUUUACCCGAGUUUCUGUUUGCUCAGCACUUUUAUUUUAAGCCUUUAUUGUACUUUCUGCCAACCGGCCCAUUCCUUUCCCUUCAUCUCUUCCCCGUUCUCCUCUCCCUCCAAUCCCAUCCGUUUCUCUCGGGUACUCAUUUCCUGCUUCGUGUUAUUACUGAUUCAGACAUUUGUUCAAAACAAAAAAUCUGAAUACAUCUCACAUAUUUCCUAAGUUCCUAAUUGCAACUUGAUGGUUUUAUUUACGGUAGUUGACUUUUAAGAUGGUUCAGAAGGUCUCGUAACAUGACGUUCCAAACAAACGCUCAAAACCUUUUUGCAAAUAUUGUUUACCAAAGUGUGUUGUUUGUAGUCUGCCAUUACCCUGUUUGUGUGUGUGUGUGUUUUUGUUUUUCUUCUUACAUUGCAACUGAUCACAUCCUAAGUUGCCUACAAUACAGCAAGUUAUCUUUUUCAGCAGUUUAUGUUUAAACUGUUUCGACAGAUUUGUUGCUGCUUCCUCCGUCUCUCUCAUUAACUUGUAUUUAUUCUUUAAUGAUGAGUGUGAAAUGUUCUCAUGAAUGUAUGAAAAAGAAAAUAAGUGAUGGUGAUGGUGAUCAUGUUCGGUAAAGUCUGAUUUGUAUAUCCAAAGGGAACUCAGUUUGGCUGUUAUGAUGCUUCUACCUGAGGGGUUGCAUUCAUCGACCCUGACCACCAGGGGGCGUGUGAUUAAACAGUCCCACAAAGAGCACUCUGAAGAGGAUGUUUCCAUUAUUUUUAAUGAGUUAAAUUAUUAUUUUUGAACAACUGUUAAUUGAACUUUGAUUGUUUUACUGCUACAUCUGUUUGCUUUUGUGUUGUUUGUGUGAAAUCAUAGCUUUUUUGUGGUUUUGAUAUAAGAAAAGAGGAUUCAUGCAUUUUGAAAGACAAUCGAAUGGCUUUUUGUUUUUUCUCUUAGCAGGAUCUGCUGGGGGGGGGGGGGGGGUUGGUUCAGGGAAACACUUGAUUUUUUUGCAUCUACUCAGAGCUCUUUGUUUUGUGAUGUCUGAGAGAAUAAAUAUUGAGUCAGAAACUACACUAUACAAACUAGGCAUGGUCAUGAUCACGCAUGAUACUUUGUUUAAGAAGUUUAAAACUGAUUCAGAUCUUUCAUUUAGCAUGUCAUUAAAAUGACUCUGAGGAACCAAGUUCCCAUACCAUCUGAAUACAUUUACAUUAUCGUUGUACAGUUUGGAUUUAACAUGAGUCCCUAACACACUCACACAUGGAGAUCGGUGUGACCAUUCAGCUUCUCUCAUACUAAGAAAUCAACAAAACUUCUGAAAUGGUCAAAUUUGGUGAGGAAAGCCUCAAAGGCUUCAAGCUGUCACCAGUCUUCCCAGCUCAUAAUGAGAUCGGUCAAUGUAUGUCGCUUCAAAUACAAGUGACGAGUCACCUCUUAAGGCACAGUUAAGUUAAACUGAGUGGUGAUCACGCAGCCUGGCUGUUUUAUGUAUAACACAUCUUUUUGUGUUGCACUUUUCUUUGUUCCUCCCUGUCGUGGUUCAAACAUGUCUGCCUACAUAUGUGGAAAAGGAUUAGUUUGUUUUUAAUUCAGUAUAUAUAAUUUUAUUGUCUCACUCCAUAGACAGCAGUUCUGUGCAGAGUGCGUAGAGGAGGUCUGUGAGGUGUGCUGUGUGUGUGACACACUGAUGUCCACUGAAGGCUCAUUGUAUACAUCAUGCAUCUCAAGAAAAUGAGAUAAAAGCAGAGCUGCAAAUGGAAAAACCAUCAUUAUUAAUAAAAAAAUAUUUAAACUCUUCACUGGACUCUGAUUGCAAUGACACUUUUUUUUCUUCUGAUGAUGCAGACUGUCGAGUUUGAAUUCUGAUAGUGAGAUAGGCUCCUCUUAAUGGCUGUACCAAAUAUCGGGCUAAGCAGGUCAUUUUAGAUCAAGGUGUGUCCUAAAAAAGGAAUGUGAAGGUAACUUUAAUGUAAUAAACUAUUAAACUGA
Molecule: messenger RNA, 6873 nt
Organism: Maylandia zebra (zebra mbuna)
Lineage: Eukaryota; Metazoa; Chordata; Actinopteri; Cichliformes; Cichlidae
Gene: slc27a4
Product: solute carrier family 27 member 4
Biological process (GO): long-chain fatty acid import into cell; medium-chain fatty acid transport; long-chain fatty acid metabolic process
Cellular component (GO): endoplasmic reticulum membrane; plasma membrane
Molecular function (GO): oleoyl-CoA ligase activity; long-chain fatty acid transmembrane transporter activity
Source: RefSeq, a predicted model, not a curated record